AUGUUAUUGGAAAAUGAAUUACUUUAUGAAAUAGUAACUAUGUAUUAUCCAGAAAUGAAAAAAAUAAAAUUUAACUAUUUUAAUCAAUUUGUAAGUUGGGAAUAACAAGAAAAUAAUAAGAAUAGUUCUCUUGAGAAGAUUAAAUAUAAAUAUAAAACAUUUAUUAAAAGAGCAAAAGAAAAAUGUAGAUUAGAUAACAUCUUAUAUGAAAUUUCAAGAAUCCAAUUUAUUAUUUAACAAUAAUUUGGAGAUUAAAUUCUGUAACAGAGCCACUAAAUGGGAGGAAAAUUGUCCAAUCAAUACCUUGAUCAAUAAAAUAGUAAAGAGUCAAAUAGAUUAACGGUUAAACCAGCUAAUUAUUCAGAUAUAGAAAAUGACUAUGCCUUAUUGGAACCUUUAGAAAUUUUAUAAAAAUAACCUUGA
Molecule: messenger RNA, 423 nt
Organism: Paramecium sonneborni
Lineage: Eukaryota; Ciliophora; Oligohymenophorea; Peniculida; Parameciidae
Source: the annotation of a GenBank genome assembly